AUGGCAGUCGCUGAGAGAUUCACUUUUACUGGGAAUCAGCUACUUUUUUUUGUACUUUUACUCAGUUACUUACAGAUAUACGACUUACCGGCGGAGGAACUUUUGGAUUCAUACAAGAUUGGAGGAGAUGUUUCAAAAACCAUCCGUGACGCAAUCGAGAAAAAUAAUUUGAGCAGAACGAAUAAAGGAAAUUGGAGCAUCCAAAAAGUGGACCGUUGGCUGACUAAACUCACGGAGUUUACAAAGGACGACGAACAGAUUAAUCAUCUGAAGUUUGCUGCUAAAAGGUUAUCUCCAAUUGAAGUACAAUAUCUAUUGCGUCUCGUAAUGAAGGAUCUUCGCUUCAACGCAGGUGUAAAGCACAUACUGGAUGGUUUACAUGCAUCAGCUUAUGAAGCUUUUCAAAGUUGCCGUGACUUAGCGGAAAUUGUCGAAAGGUAUAAGAAGCGUCAACUUGGAAAUGUUGCAGCCUCAAUGGAAGUUGGAAUUCGCCUUGGAACGCCAGUGUUACCUAUGCUGGUCAGUUUUUUUUUCGUUUUCUUCUUGCCGUUUUGCCAAUUAGGCGGAGCCAAGUGCCAAGAUCGGAUUCAACAAGCAAUUGAAAAGCAUUGGUGUAAACGGGAUGUUCGCUGCAAUCAAGAUACGAUGAGAGAAAGAUGUUGCAGGUUCAUAAAACUGGUACUUCAUUCUCGUUUUACUCACGAAGCCUCAAACCCGUACAGCACCAUAAGAUCUCGCAUUUCGAGAAAGUCAUUCCAAAAGCGUUCCCCGCUGGACUUGGACCUGAUUAUUGACGCCGAGGUCCUUCUUGUGGACAAGUCGAACCGGUAA
Messenger RNA from Cooperia oncophora, 831 nucleotides. The record is from the annotation of a GenBank genome assembly. NCBI's taxonomy places the organism in Eukaryota, Metazoa, Nematoda, Chromadorea, Rhabditida, Trichostrongylidae.